AUGAAGGCGUCCACGAUUCGCGACCCUGCUGGAUCGUCCUCCGGCCCCAGCCGUCGCCAGUCGGCUCGACAGCAGCGCACCACUGCGACCCGACCCGCUAACUACUAUGCCCGGCCUUUCGCUCCUCGGGGCAUCAUGGGAGGCGCCGACAAUGCCUCGACGAACACCGCCGCGCCCGGCUUCUUUCCAGCCAUCACACAUUUCACAGACACAAUUACUGCGCUUCCGAAGGAGGUCAUGAAGCACUUCUCCAUGCUGAAGGAGGUCGAGGCGAAGACACACCAGCCUGACGACGAGCUUCAGAAACUGGCCGAGCAAGUUUCGCAACUGCAUGCUCCGACGCGUCGAGAGGCGCAGCUCGCAGCGCUGAACACUGCGAAUGCAACAGGACAUAACACCGCCAACGGAAGCGUUGCCGACUCGGUCACUCAGGACCAAACGCCUGCCAAUCAGCAGCAAGGCAACGACCUCGUCGAGAACGCGAACAAUGGCAAGCUCAUGAACGAGGCUUCGGUUUUGGCCCGUCGCGAGCUGUUCCUCCGCUAUCGCUACGGCUUAUCGCAAAUGUGCGCAAUGUUGGACGAGAAAAACGCGGUGCUUUCCAGCGCCAACCAGACCAUGGACAAACAAUUAGGCCGCAUGGAGAGCUCAUUCGAUCACAUUGACGAAGAGCUCACGUUCGAGGCGCGCUACGGCAGCUUCUCGCAUUGGGCAUACAAGGAUGGCGACGAGAAGAAAAAGACCACCAACGAGCGCUCGCGUCGGGAAGUCGCGGCUGCCAACAAUCUGGCCGCCGCCGCGGCCGCAGUCCAUGAAGGAGACAUGGCUGCUUCAAGGAGCGAAGCCAGACGUGAAGCGUUGCUCGCCAAGCAGAGAAACCGCAACCAUUACGUCGACUCGGAAUUCGAAGACAGCCGACCGGCGAAGAAACCGCCCACAAACCGUGGCAAGAAGGCUGUCGAACCCGUCGGACCGCCAGACGCCAGGCUCUUUGGGUUGGGAAUCAGCAAUGGUCCAGGACAGACGACCAAGCGACGCAAGACUGAAAAGGGCGCGGCAGCCGCGCCUGUAAUGGAACGCUCGUUAAGUGGAGCCAUGCAAAAUGCCCAGCCGGGCCGCGCAAGUCCAAGAGAGACUCCGGCAGCGGAAGGUGGUAAGAAGAGGUCUCGCGCAGCUCCGGCUCCCGCGGCCGUCAAGAAGAGGUAUGGACCUGUGAUGGUUGAUUCGGUUUCUGCACAACAUAUUAAGGCUUCGAGCAGAACGCAAGCACUUGGGGCCCAGUCUCCACAAGCUCCUUCAUCGCCAGUGAUUGGGUCGUUCCACCAAGCAGGAGCAAACGCGCAUCGCCCGCAGUCUUCUCGCGCCCGUCAAAACUCCGCCACGAAUUCUAUCCAUUCCAAUGUUCAAGACGCUGCUCGAAACCGGCCGCCUUCAUCCGCAUCGAACCGCCCCGUCAACGGUACGGCGAAUUCGGAGGUUGAGCAAGCCGGUGUGCGUGCUUCGCCAGCCGUAGGCGCGUCCAACACACGCCUGACAGCUGAGCCUCCGACUUCAGCAAACGGCGGAAUCGCGGAAAACAACAUGAAACGUGAGGAUAUAGAUGCACAAGAUGGCUCUGGGACACCCGUGCAGACGGUGGUAACCCGUGCUGGGCGCACAUCGAAGACGGCUACACCCGUAGUGGGCAGCUUCCCCUCAGAUGUGCCCAUGGCUCGAAGCCGCAGCACACGAAACAACGGCAGCAGCCACGCGUCUUCUGAAUCAAACGCGCCAAUUGCGUCGACGCAAUCGCAGAAGCGGUCGCAUAAGAAAGGCGCAUCGGCGCUCCAGCAGCAGGCGAACACUGCCGAUGAUGGGAGUAGUUUGGCUGGCGAUCUUUCCGGUCCGGAUGUUGAGGAGGAGAUUGCAGACGAUGACGAAGACGGUGACCAGGAACGCUUCUGUUACUGCAAUGGCGUCAGUUACGGCGAAAUGAUUGGCUGCGACAAUCCCGAUUGCCUGAGGCAGUGGUUCCACUAUGCCUGUGUGGGCAUCACCAAGGAACCAAACAAGAAAGCAAAAUGGUACUGCGACGAUUGCAAAGAGAAGAUGAAACGGUCAAGACCCGGAAGCCGGCAAUGA
Molecule: messenger RNA, 2121 nt
Organism: Diplodia corticola
Lineage: Eukaryota; Fungi; Ascomycota; Dothideomycetes; Botryosphaeriales; Botryosphaeriaceae
Product: phd finger domain protein
Exons: 2
Coding region: 1-2121 (706 amino acids)
Biological process (GO): regulation of DNA-templated transcription
Cellular component (GO): Rpd3L complex; Rpd3L-Expanded complex; nucleus
Source: RefSeq, a predicted model, not a curated record